Quercus robur (English oak) is the source of this 934-nucleotide messenger RNA. RefSeq names its product fatty acid desaturase 4, chloroplastic-like. NCBI's taxonomy places the organism in Eukaryota, Viridiplantae, Streptophyta, Magnoliopsida, Fagales, Fagaceae. Bases 22 to 747 code for a protein of 241 amino acids. The transcript has a single exon. The record is from RefSeq and is a predicted model, not a curated record.
CCUGUCCACAGCACAGUCACUAUGAUCAAAUCACCUCCUAACCAUCCCAUUCUCAAUGACUCAGCAAGUUUAAGAUCAACUUGGGCUCAACGUGCAUGGGUAGCAUGUGGUUGCACCACGGUCCUAAUCUCUCUAGCAAAGGCAAUAAUAGGUGCAGCCGAAUCACACAUAUGGUUUCGCCCCAUUUUAGCAGCCUUGGCCGGCUAUAUUUUAGCUGACCUUGGGUCCGGAGUGUACUAUUGGGGUAUUUACAAUUAUGGUAGUACCUCAACUCCAAUUUUUGGUGCCCAAAUAGAUGGGUUUCAAGGUCACCAUAAGUGGCCAUGGAAAAUCACUAGGACACAAUUUACAAACAAUUUUCACACCCUUGCUCGUGCUGUCACAUUCACAGUGCUACCAAUGGACCUUGCUAAUAAUAAUCCAAUAUUUCAUGCUUUUGUUGGUGUGUUCUCAGGUUGCAUUUUGUUUAGCCAGCACUUUCAUGUUUGGGCUCACACAACAAAGAGCCGGCUUCCACCACUGGUAAUUGCAUUGCAAGAUAUGGGAUUGCUUUUGUCAUGCCAAUAUGCUGAUCAUCAUAGGCCACCUUAUAACAAUAAUUAUUGCAUAGUGAGUGGGCUUUGGAAUAAGUUUUUGGACCAACAUGUUUUGAAGGCAUUGGAGACGAUUCUGUUCUUUAAGCUAGGGGUGAGACCUAGGUCCUGGAGUGAGCCCAAUUCUGGUUGGACCGAAGAGACUAAGGCUUAGGGGCGACUCAAUCCUUAGGCUAUUUAGGCAAUGUCCUAGGGCUCCCAAAUGGAAGAAAACUCAUAUUUGUAUAAGGUUUCACAGCAUUAAGAAAAAAGGUGUAGUUGAAAAUAAUAAUAAUAAAAUUAAGACCUUAUCUCUUUUGACCAAUAGAAUGCAUUAUUUAUCUUACAAUGUAAAAUUUUUA